AGAUGAGAACGUGCGUGCCGUUGCGUAUACGCAGCAUCGGGGGCAAAUCGGGGUUGAGAGGGUGGCCAUGGCGGCACAGUGUUCGGGUUUGGUGCGACGGACUCUCCCAGCGAUCGCCCUCUCGCUCCGGACCUCUUCUAGACUGCUCUGUACAGCAACAAAACAGAAAAAUAAUGGCCAGAACUUAGAAGACGACUCUAGUCAAAAUGAACAGAAGACAGACAGUGUCUCUACAGAGAAGACACGAACUGAAGAGAAGGUACUAACUGAAGAAAAGGUCAAAUUAGAAGAACAGCUGAAAGAAACAUCGGAGAAGUACAAGAGAGCCUUAGCAGAUACAGAGAACCUGAGGCGGCGGAGCCAGAAAUUGGUAGAAGAGGCAAAAUUAUAUGGUAUUCAAGGUUUCUGUAAAGAUUUAUUAGAAGUUGCUGACAUUUUGGAAAAGGCAACAGCAAGUGUCCCAAAAGAUGAAAUAAAGGAAGAAAACCCUCAUUUGAAAAACCUGUAUGAGGGUCUUGUUAUGACUGAAGUCCAGAUUCAAAAAGUGUUCACAAAGCAUGGUUUGCUCAAACUAAAUCCUGUUGGUGCCAAAUUUGAUCCCUAUGAACAUGAAGCCUUGUUCCAUACUCCAGUAGAGGGGAAGGAGCCUGGCACCAUUGCACUAGUAACCAAAGUUGGGUAUAAGCUACAUGGGCGAACCUUGAGACCUGCUUUGGUGGGUGUUGUUAAAGAACCGUAGCAAUCUAACUUCCCCACAUCUAGAUGCCGUACAGCUAUUAAAUGGAUAUUUUCUCCUUCAAACACUUUUCACAUUUUCUCACCCUUCAAGGAAGGCUUAAAGUAACCAGUGGCUCAACAGAAAGCUCACUCAGUCUUGAAAUUACAUUAUUUAAUGAACUGAAUAAUUUGGAAGGUCUGCAAAUUGAUUUUAAUAUUGCAUAUUUAAAAACAGAGCCUCUGAAGCACUCUUGUACUUGUAUAGUAUCUUGAAUAAUGAUUUAUUUGUUAAAAACCCUGGCUACUUAAAAGAUAUGUUCAGUGAAUAAAAUGUCUCCAGGAAUUCUAAUGGAACUGUCCAGACAGAUUUAUGGGGUUGGUUGGUUGUUUUUUACUGUGUUUCUCAUCCUGGAGUUUUAUUUUUUCCUUUUGUACUAUGAAAAGGUUAUGAGAAAAGCUCUUUGAGAUGUAUAAAUGACUAGAUAAAACCAACAGAUUUUCUCUUUGCAACAAAUUUUCUUAUACUCUUUACGAGAAGUAUACUUAGGUACCUUGUUUAUAUGUUGGUGUCUUGCUGCCAAGUUUUGGUGGCUUCUAGCUUUUCCUUGGAAUACCUUGGUAGUAUGCAGUGUUGUUGAUUCAGAACCAUUAUGUGAACUUCAAAAAGAAGCUAUUUAAAUAGUAUCUAAGUACUACAUAUGAUUCAACUGCCACUAAUAAUUUGCCCAAUAUUUGGAUUUUAUUUCAGACCUUUAAGUAAUAAACCAUUUUUAGUAGUCUUUUUCAUUGUUAGAGAUAUUAUUUUGCCAGUUAAGUAAUUUGAUUUAACCUUCAAAACUUUGGGGGAAAAGUUGGUUGCAUCCCUUUGGAGUGUUAAUGUUUAAAAGGAGAAUUAUGUUGAAAUCAGUGUCUGAAGUAAUUUCAACUAAUGUAUUUAAUUUUACAUUCCUUAGUAAGCUCUGCUUUCCCAGAGUUUAGGAACCAAGGGCUGGGUAUGCUUUUUAAAACACUGUUUGAAUUUAUUAUUUGAAAGGAUUAAAGCCCUAAUUUGUGCUAAA
Molecule: messenger RNA, 1775 nt
Organism: Antechinus flavipes (yellow-footed antechinus)
Lineage: Eukaryota; Metazoa; Chordata; Mammalia; Dasyuromorphia; Dasyuridae
Gene: GRPEL1
Product: GrpE like 1, mitochondrial
Exons: 4
Coding region: 68-739 (223 amino acids)
Biological process (GO): protein import into mitochondrial matrix; protein folding
Cellular component (GO): PAM complex, Tim23 associated import motor
Molecular function (GO): adenyl-nucleotide exchange factor activity; protein homodimerization activity; protein-folding chaperone binding
Source: RefSeq, a predicted model, not a curated record